Adineta steineri is the source of this 2364-nucleotide messenger RNA. The record is from the annotation of a GenBank genome assembly. NCBI's taxonomy places the organism in Eukaryota, Metazoa, Rotifera, Eurotatoria, Adinetida, Adinetidae.
AGGAAAAUUAUCGAUGGGUUUAUACAGCCGUAAUUUUUAAAUUUUGUCUGGCUUUAAUUGAUUUUCAAGCAAAUGGUGAUGAAACAAUACGUACAACAUUCGCACCACAACAGUUUGAAAAUGAUGCUUUUGCUGCUUAUGAAGUUUUUCUUACAUCAGCUUGGAUAGGUUCAAAAGAACUAAAAGUUAGAAAUAUCUGCGUACAAGCUGUUGGUCGUCUUAUCUAUUUGUUUUCUGCACCAAAAUUUACCGAACAAUUUCCACGUUUAUUACAAAAUGUUCUUGGAUUUUAUCGAAAAAAUGUCGAUCAUUUAUAUGUUAGUGAAACAUUAAAUUCUGUUGUAUUUUUAGCAAAUCAAUGGAAUCUACCACAAUUAAAAGCUUCGAUGGAUAUAAUUUUAAAAGAAGUUUUAAAUGAAAUUCAAAUUAAUUAUGAAGCAUUUGAAAAUGGAAAUGAACAAGCUGUAAAAAAUCAAAAUGAAUUAUUAAGAAUAUUACAAAUACUUGGUAAACAUGCACCACAAACAAUAUGGCCAUGGUUAUUACAACGAAUGGAACAAGCAGGUUCAAAUGAUAAAUUACGUAUUGUAUUACUUGUUAUUUAUCGUCAUCUUGUCUAUGCAUUUGGUAAUGAUGCUCCAUCAACACCUUUUGAUUAUAAAUCAUUACUUGUAUCAAGUUUAAGACCAACAUUAAAUACAGCAACAUUAAAAAUAACAAAAUAUUUAUCACAAUUAAUUGUUGCAAUGGCAUGUCAUGGCUAUCUACAAUUAGAAGGAAGAACAUUUUUAAUUGAAUAUAUCAUUCGAAAUUGUACCUAUCCUAUAACAGCAAAUGAAGAUAGUAAAAUAGAUGUGUUAUCAUCACCUACAGCUGAUACUCGAAAAAUGUGUCGAAAUAUUUUAAAUGCUUUUAGUUCAACUAUUGAUGGAAUGGAUGAAGUCUUAUGGCCGUUAUUAAUGGAAUUUUUAGUUCCAGAAAAUUAUACGGGUGCAUUUGGAAUUAUUUGUAAAGCAUUAGCACAAGCUGGUCAACAACAAAUAGCAGCAAAAAAAGAUACAUUUUGGGUUGAUUUUGAUGUUUUAGUUAAUUUACCAAAACCAAAUGAAAUUAUUACACGAUGUUUCGUUCUUCUUGGUGAACCAUUAGCUGAAGAAACACGUGGUAUAUCAAUUCUUAAUUUUCUUCGUGUUGCUGUAACAGAACUUAAAACUGACUUACGAGAAUUAUGGGAAAAAGUUAUUCCACGAUUACUUCAAAGUUUAAAUAGUAAUGAUGAUGAUGAAUAUAAAAAAUUUGAUUCAUCAAAUUGGCAAGAUCUUAUACUUAAAUUUCUUUCGAAAACACUUGAUGUUGUUGAACGUGAAGAUUGGAUUAGUGACAUAGGUGCUUGUUUUGUUAAACAAUUACCUUUAUACACAAAAUUAGAACGUGAACGUGGUUUUGCUUAUAAAUGUAUUGGUAUUGUAUUACGUAAAUCAAAAAUAAAAGAAUUUGUUAGUCGUACACUUGAAUCAAUGACAACUGUGAUCAAUUUUCAACAUGAAAAUGAACGAAAUGGUUGGGCAGCUAUGUUUGGUUUAUGUUCAGCAACACAUCUCGAUAUAGUAUUACAAAGACUUGAAUUAUAUUUGAAAAUUACUGAUUCAAAAGGUUCCGGUUCAUCAUCAGGUGGAGGUGGUGGUUUAUUUGGUUUUCUUGGUUCAAAAACUGAUACAAGUUCUGAUUUAUCACGUGCAACAGCACUUUUAGCUUAUGCAUAUGUUUCAAUAUAUGCUCCACUUGAAUUAAUUGUUUCACGUUUAGAAACAAGUAUACUUACUAGUGCACUUAAAAUAGCUCGACAAAUAAGAGAAGAAACAGGAAAAUUAAUUGUUGCUAAAUCAUUUGUUAUUCUUGCACAAUCAAUGAACAAAGAACACUUAAAAACUGAUUUUGUUUUUGCAUCACGAAAUGAUCUUGUACAAGAAAUGGUGAAUUAUAUUGCACAAGAAACAAAUGUAAAAUUACAACCAUUAACAUUUAAUCAAUGUAUUAGAGCAUGUCAUGCAUUGAUUGUUCUUCAACCUGGACAAACACUUCCUGAAAAAUAUCAAUUAGCUCGAGCUGCUCUACAUUGGUACUGUUCGACUAAACUUGAUCUUUCAACAACUCAAAAAGAUGAAAUUUCUACAUCACUUAGCGCACUGAUCAUCGAAAUACUUAGUUUAGGAGAUUCACAUGAAACAUUUCCUAGUCUUGUUAAUCUUCUUGAACCCUUUUGUUUAUCUGUUCAAGGAAAUGAACGUGCUCGUGCAUUUGAUAUACUUAGUCAACUUAUUCAAUCAGAUGCUAUGAGUAAAUUGAAAGAACAGGUAUUUAAGA